Messenger RNA from Pristis pectinata (smalltooth sawfish), 1134 nucleotides. Its product is annotated as catechol O-methyltransferase A-like. The record is from RefSeq and is a predicted model, not a curated record. NCBI's taxonomy places the organism in Eukaryota, Metazoa, Chordata, Chondrichthyes, Rhinopristiformes, Pristidae. The coding region runs from base 272 to 1057 and encodes 261 amino acids. Gene Ontology annotation, biological process: developmental process; dopamine metabolic process; catecholamine catabolic process. The transcript is spliced from 5 exons. Gene Ontology annotation, molecular function: catechol O-methyltransferase activity.
AAGAAAGUUGCUCUGAUUUAUUUCAUGCACUUAUUUUUACUGUCUCCUUUUUUUGUAAAUUGGGAAUUGGCUGUCUUGCAGGUCUGGCAGCUAAGAACUUGUAUUGAUGAGGUACCAGCAAGUUAGUCCCUUGACCAACUUCUUCCCUUCUACUCCCACCUUGACCUACUCGUGGUCUCCUGCGUUGUCACAAAGUUGAGGAACAACACUUCAUUUUCCGCCUGGGCAUACUGCAACCUUCUGGAUUCGAUAUCUAAAUCUUCAACUUCUGAUGUACCUUCUGUGCGCAGUGACCUCGGUGAUCACAGGCUGUCUGGUUCUAUUCAAGAUGAGAAGCUUGCUGAGCCAGCACAAGGCAAAGCUGGUGCUGCUGUGGCAGGACCGGAUCUGCAGCUACCUGCGGGACUGGCUGACCCGCAGCACCCAGCCAGAGCGGAUGCUGAAGUACGUGCUGGAGAGGGCCGUGGCUGGUGUGCCGCAGAGUGUGGUGGACACCAUCGACGAGUUCUGCAAGAGCACUGAGUGGGCCAUGAACGUGGGCGAUGAGAAAGGUCUGAUCCUGGAUCAGAUUGUAUCGGAGGUGAACCCGAGCAUUGUGCUGGAACUGGGCACCUACUGUGGCUACUCCACCAUCCGUAUCGCCAGGCUCCUGCAGCCCGGGGCUCGCCUCUACACCGUUGAGUUUAACCCUGACACAGCAAAGGUGGCAAAGCAGAUUAUUGCCCAUGCUGGUGUGGGAGACCAGGUGCAGCUUCUGGUGGGCUCGUCCUGGGAUCUGAUUCCAGAGCUCCGGGAAAAGUUUGAUGUGAAGAAGUUGGAUUUUGUCUUCCUGGACCACUGGAAGGAGAGCUAUACCCGGGAUGCCAAGCUCUUGGAGGCCUGUGAUCUGCUUCGCAAGGGAACAGUCCUCCUUGCUGACAAUGUAAUUUGCCCAGGUGCGCCAGAUUACCUCGAGUACAUCCGUCACCACUCACGGUACCAGAGUGAGUACUACCCUUCCCACCUGGAGUACACACAGAUCGAAGAUGGUUUGGAGAAAUCGGUGUACUUGGGUUGACAGAGUCCUCGCUCUGGCCUCGGCAGUGACUACAAAGCUAUUGUAUCACAGCCAUUCUAUAAAAAUGUUAAAAAUAA